AAUGUAUUACUGCUUUUUACCAUAUUUUGUUUAUUUUAUUUUUGUUUUUUUAUUUAAAAAAUGUUUAAUUGUUGUAUGAGGUAUUAGGGUUUAUUAUUUUAAUUUCCUACAAUUUCUCAUAACAUUUAUCCCAGUAUCGAUUAAAUUGUUUUCCUUCAAUAUAAAAGAAUAUUCGCAUUAAAUAUUUUAGCAAUAUAAGUUUGAUUGGCAUUUGACCGAGUGGUGAUUUGGGCAACCAAUUAUUAAUCACUUUGCUGGAAAUAUCUGCAGACAGUAGGAAGUUGGACACCAACCCAAAAAUUACGAUUAAAGCAGAUUUUAAGGCUGCUAAUCUACCAGUCACCGAUAUGUUUGACGCAGGGCAGGGAAACUGGGAAGGAUCAUUAUAUAAUCCUAAUAUCCUGAUCAAACUAGAGUGCGUAAUUAGCCCGUGUUUCGCUGGAAAAUUGACCGUAACGUAGAAAUUUAAUUGCAGGUGUAAGAGAGCUUAAUUAUCGCUUAUUAUAAACUUCCCAACUGCAACACUGAAUUAAAUGGUGGACGCUUUAUUGAAGGGACGGAACACCGGUGAAAACAUUGAUAGAAGUAACAGAUAGUGGAUGCUUAGGUAAAGAAAUGUUACUUAUGCAAAGCAGCAUGAGUAUAUUAGGCCAUGGAACUGGUAGAGGAAUUAUAAAGAUAUGGUUCAUAGCUUCAAUACUUUCUAUGUGGCAACCUGCACAUUGUGUGGUGCAUUCAGCACUUUCACUGAAUGCUUACGCUUCGAAGAUAUUUUCAAGAACUGACAGAUAUCAGAAUACAACAGCUGGACUAAGCACCCAGGCUUGCAGGGAUGGAUACAUGUCGUUAAGGUCUUGCUAUCUUGCCAAUCAAGACACAGCUACACUGAAUAGUCUAUCCAGCCAAUACCUUACACAAGCUUAUCAUGGGUAUAGGCCUCAAGUACAGGAACGAGAAGUGCCUUUAGUGCUCUCCCCAUUUUUCCCAUCACUAUACUCAGCAAGUAGCAAGCGAAGAAGGCGUCGUUAUUUGAAUGAAAACCUCCACGAAAGAAGAGAGCGUUCAAUCACAAGUGUUUCAAGUGGAAAUCCUUGUGUGAACAAAGUAUCAAAAAAGAUCACGAUAUUUUAUGGAAUUGACAGCAUUAGUGGGCAAGUGGUGGAACUACUGCAAGACCCAGAACAACACCUCUACCAAACAUUCUAUGUAUUUGAAUGCUCAAGGUCCUUCUUUUUAAACUUUUUAUGUGAAACACAAUAUGUUGAAUUCCUGGCUGCAGUAUAUGUUGGACCCAACUUUGAAGUUGCUAUGAGACAAAUCAAGAUUCCAACCCAUUGCUCAUUAAGUGUGGGAAGGGGCAUUUUUCUACUACUAAAUAACUAAAAACUGGUCGAAAUUUAAAUCGCAUGUACAAGUAUUUGUGUUGCUCUUUGUAUAACCUAGAUAAAUUUUGUUUUCAUAUCACAUAUUAUAAUUAUUGUCACAUGGGAAUUACAUUCUUUUCUUAUUGACAAUACUGUAUUACGCAUAUUUCAUUGGUUUAUUGUACAAUUUGAACAAAACGUGUUUCAGGCUAGGGUUUUUUAACCUAAAACUUUAACCUGUAGCACCAUUUAUUUGUGUUGGCGUUUUAUGACUUUAUUUUCACAUACAUAAACCUGACCCAAUUUAAAAAUUCCAGUAUAUGUGAUUCCACAAACUUCUGUUUAAUCUGUACUUGUAUAUAUUAAACUUGUUUCUUUUUUUGAACAGUAGCAGUGUAGGAAUUUAUGUAGGGAAAUUGAUUUUGCACAAAAAGAAACCAUGCAAGAAAACAUGAAGGUUUUUAUAAUGACCAUCACACUAUGCAUAUGUAUGGAGUAUACAACUGGAACAAUCAUCUCUCAAAUGACAACUGCAGAUUACAACUAUAGACUGCAAUACAAACUCAAUCGAAUUAAACCUGGCUACCUGAACCUCACCAGCUGUGGUUCAAUGCUAAAUCUCAGGUCAUGCCAGCUUGCACUAUACGAUCAAGAAAAAGUCCGAGACUUGGCAGCGAACUACAUCACAAGAACACAAUUUUCUGCAGUCCAGAGGAAAAGAAGAGCAAUGCGAGAGACAAGAAAGAGAGUUAAAAGAGAAAUUCCAGGAAAUCCAUGCAGAUCUGGUGUAGGAGUCGAACAGACAGUUAUUUAUGCCACAGAUUUUGAAACAGGAAACAUAGUUGAACUACUACAUGAUCCAGUGAACCACGUGUAUCAAACAUUCUACAUCUAUGAUUGUCAAAUUUUCAACUGGUUAUCUUUCCUCUGCCAACUACAAGAUAUUGAGUUCAAAGCAACCGUGUUUACCGGGGUAAACUUCGAAGUAGAAGUAAGGAAAGUAAAGUUUCCAACAACUUGUGCUUUGAGGGUGGAAUGGUAAAACAAUUUUACAAACUGCAAGAGGUUCUUAAACUUAGUCCAAUCAUGCACCACUGUUUGACUUAGUUCAGUGAUCUUGUAUAUAUAAACUAUCUAUCAAAAAUCUUGGCAUACGUUGUGAUAUGUUAUGCUUUGCUUCAAGUCACAUAAUUUCUGUUCAACUUCAGUUGUUAAUUUUGAACAGCUUUGUAUUUUAAUUUCAGCGUAGCCUGUCAAAAACCGUAACAAAAAGUGUAAAAUUUA
Ciona intestinalis (vase tunicate) is the source of this 2648-nucleotide messenger RNA. NCBI's taxonomy places the organism in Eukaryota, Metazoa, Chordata, Ascidiacea, Phlebobranchia, Cionidae. The record is from RefSeq and is a predicted model, not a curated record.